Molecule: messenger RNA, 1032 nt
Organism: Limulus polyphemus (Atlantic horseshoe crab)
Lineage: Eukaryota; Metazoa; Arthropoda; Merostomata; Xiphosura; Limulidae
Product: ribosome biogenesis regulatory protein homolog
Exons: 11
Coding region: 30-971 (313 amino acids)
Biological process (GO): ribosome biogenesis; ribosomal large subunit biogenesis; ribosomal large subunit export from nucleus
Cellular component (GO): nucleus; preribosome, large subunit precursor; nucleolus
Molecular function (GO): protein binding
Source: RefSeq, a predicted model, not a curated record
UCACAUGUGGAGUUUAGUGAAAAACUAAUAUGGCGGAAAUCGUGGAAAAAGUGUUGGCUCGUGCCUCUGAGACAGCAGAAAAAUUUAAGCCUGUGACGGUUUCGAAAGACAUUGAUGUUGAGUUUGAUCUUGGAAAUCUUUUAGUAUCUGAUCCAAACCCGAUUAAUACAAAACUGUUAAGAACAGAGCAAGAAGACUACAUAAAAGCUUUGGCCAGAGACAAUACACAACUUAUCAUUAACAAAAUUUGGGAGCUCCCAACGGAAAGAUUCGAAGAUGCUCUGGUUGUUAAGCUUCCACCACCAACAACAAUUGUACCCCGAGAAAAACCACUUCCUAAGGCUAAGCCUCCUACGAGAUGGGAACAGUACGCUAAGAAGAAGGGCAUUCAAAAAAGGAAAAAGGAAAAACUUGUGUGGGAUGAGACAGUACAGGACUGGAAACCUCGAUGGGGUUUCAAAAGAGUUAACAACGACAAGAACGACUGGUUGAUUGAAGUUCCAGAAAACUCGGACCCUAACAUAGAUUACUUUGGGAAAAAAAAGGAAGAAAAGAAGGAAAGAAUAGCUAAAAAUGAGUUCCAGAGACUUAGGAAUAUUGCUAGAGCUCAGAAGACUAAAGUCCCCGGGGUAGGCAUAACUCCAUCAGAGACACCCAGCAAACAACAGGUAAAUAGGAAUUUUUUUAGAUGCCAAACUAAUGGUUAUUUUGAUUCUACACAGUUUGAGGCAAAUGUUGGUGAUUUCAAUAAGGAAAAAGGGAAAAACCUACAGAUCCUGAAAGAACUGCAGAGUAAGAAACCGAAGCUGGAUGUCGACAAGGCUGUGAAAACACUUUCCCAUGAAGAAAGUCAAUCGGGUGAUAAGAAAAAAGAGCCAAAGAGACGGAGCAAAAGUGGAGGAAAGAAAGGAGCUAACAGAAAACCUUUUGUUGGGAAAGGAAAGGGAAACAAGAAGGGUAAAAAGAGAUAAACUGCAGCAUCUAGGUGUUAAAAGUUUGUAAAAAAGAAAAAAUUAAUAAAAAAUGAGUGUU